CUCAAUUUGCUAUGGCAACACUUUUCUUCGAUGAUAGUUACAAAGAACAAUAAAAGAGCAUGUUUCUCGGAGGACCUCUUGAAAACGAUCGAAGCUUUUAGUGGCAGUGAAGCCUUUGAAAGUGGGGAUUCACGAUAUAUUGCGAAUCAAAGCGAAUAGACCUUCUGAAAGACCAUUUCUUUUGAUAAGCGAUGCUUUUGUGCGCUUUAGAUUCCCCUCCUCACCUGCAUUUUUAUGUACUGCAUUUUGGAACACCAUCUGAUUUAUAAAUGGCGCCCGAGCGCAAGGUACCCAUUCAAAAAUCCGAUUUCCAUGUUUUGGAUGAUGAGUUCCAUUCCAUUCGUGGUCGUUUCGAAUCCGAAAUGAAAAAGAUGGAAGAAGAAAUGGCGAGACUAAAAGCAAAACUGGCGGAUCACGAUCGAGGUUCUUUCAAAUCAAGUGCAUCCAUUCACAUGUCCACAUCUGAAGAGUCCAGCUCCAGUACCAAAUCCGAAAAUCACAGUGGUUCCUGGAUGGAUGACCUGAAUUCUUCUCCCCUCGUGCAAAAUGGCAAUGACGGCAAGAAUCUCAAACUGAGGUUCGAUGUCAGCGAUUAUGCACCAGAAGAAAUUCUUGUCAAAACUAUCGACAACAAACUGAAGGUCUCUGCGAAACACGAAGAGAAGACACCCAAUAAAACCGUCUACAGGGAAUACAAUCGUGAAUUUAUGUUACCUGUGGGUACCAACCCAGAACUCAUUAAGUCUGCAUUGUCCAAAGACGGCAUCCUAACCAUUGAAGCUCCUGUUCCAGCUAUCGAUUCUUUCAAAGAGCGCACGAUACCCAUUGACAAGUGUUAAAUGGCUUAAACAGCUCCUCUUUACUGUCUUUCUUGUAGUGGACUAAAACGAUCAGUGUAGAUUUAUUGUUGUUGUUGUUGUGUGUGUGUUGCUAUUUAACAGGACUGUGGAAUACUCAUAACAGACCCUAGUUUCAGUUAAUGUGAAAUCUUUGUUUUAAAAUUCAAGAAGUAACUAGACGUAAAAGCAUUAGAUUCAGUUUCCUUUUAUUUUGAUCAAAAUGUCAAUUAAUCAUAAGCUUUUACAAUAGUUUUUUACAAUCAUAACCAAUUCAUAAUAAGUUUUUUGCAAUAGUAUCAUAAGGUCAUAAGUGUUUUCGUUUUUCGUUAAGUUACUAUUGCAAAAAUCAUAAGUUUUUUGCAAUAGUAUAUAAUUAAUUUUGUUGUUAGUUACCUAUAAUCUCAAGUAUAAAGCAAAGUGUUUCGAUUUCACUUAAGCAAUUAGUUGCGGAAGAUGGUGGAUAAAUUUUUAAACUUUGAAUAGAAUUUUUUAUUUUUGCUGUUAAAUUAUGAACAUUUAGAAAUUUACUAUUUUGCAUUACUUUGUUUUUCUUCAAUUAAUUUUAUAUUACACAAUAUAUAUAUAUUUUAUGUCUAUAAAAUUUUUUUUAUUUUUUAAUAUUCUUAUAGUUGUUACUCACAUUUCUGAAAUUUGUACCCAUUUUUAUUUGAAUUGUAGUAUUUAAGGAAGUAAAUUAGCUUUUAUUUUUGAUUUUUAUACAUUAUUAAAAUUUGUCGCAGAGUGUACAAUUACACUGAAGCAUUUCUUCGGGUUCCAUUAUACGGGUGUGACUUACGUAAUUUAAACUUAAUUAUUUAAACCCAGAAAUUAAAUUCAUUUUAAAAUGUUUUUUGUAAAUUCUAUUUUCCCACAGUCCUGAUCUCUUGUCAUUUGAUAAUUUAUUUUUAGUACCGGGUCAUUAUUUUUUCGUGUUGCACAAAAUUUUGCCAAUUAGGUGAUUAAGAACUUUCUUUUGGUUUACCUAAAAGAAAACUUACAGCCUUUAAAAUAAAGUUACUAUGUAUAUGCCAAAUUGAAAAGAAUUUUUUUAUCGUGUUUGGGCGACAAAAUUAAAUGGAAUAUGACGAAUAAUGAACCGGUCUUUUUUUCUUUUUUUCACUGAGAUAAAAUUUUCAUAUUCUACGAUAUUCAUCCGUUGUAUAGAAUUAUAUAUCAUUGUUGUAGAUGUAAUUUAGGUCUUCUGUUUUGCCAACAUUCCUCCGAGAAGCUCAGUUUGCUUCCUAUUAUUAUUAUUAUUAUUGUGGCAAUUCGUGGGUAUUAAAUGUUGCGCUGAGCUUAUUGCUAGUUUAUAAGACAAGCCUGCAACAGGGCGAAUUUUGAUGUAUCAUAUACUUAAUUGAUGAUUGUAAAUUUGAAGAAAUAUAUUUGACGAACGAGGAAAUAAAUUUCUAUGUAAAUCUUA
Molecule: messenger RNA, 2262 nt
Organism: Parasteatoda tepidariorum (common house spider)
Lineage: Eukaryota; Metazoa; Arthropoda; Arachnida; Araneae; Theridiidae
Biological process (GO): protein refolding; response to heat
Cellular component (GO): cytoplasm; nucleus
Source: RefSeq, a predicted model, not a curated record